Aphidius gifuensis is the source of this 607-nucleotide messenger RNA. RefSeq lists its product as uncharacterized. Lineage: Eukaryota; Metazoa; Arthropoda; Insecta; Hymenoptera; Braconidae. The transcript has 2 exons. The record is from RefSeq and is a predicted model, not a curated record. Bases 41 to 601 code for a protein of 186 amino acids.
AAUUAAUCUACUUUUUUUUUUUUUUUAAAUAAAUAAAAUCAUGAACAAGUGUUUAAUAAUAAUUUUUUUUUGCAUUAAUUUAUGUGAUUUUUUGACGGCAAAAGAACCAAUUGGCUACCGGAAAAUUGAUGAUAGCUGUGAAAUAUCUGAUGAAUCAUUUAAAACUAUCAAUGUCAUCUCGAAUCAUGGUCUUGCUGAUAGCUGCUCAUUACUUAUAUCCGCCUCUCCAGAAGCAGAUGAUGAUUUUGAUAUUCAAUUGAGAAUUACAAAAGAUUCAAAUAUAUGUGAUACAGGAAUCGAGUAUGUAGAUACUGAAAAUCCAAAAAUAACAUCGGUAAAAGAUGAUGGCGUAGUUAUUUGCUCAUUCAAAAUUUACCUAAACAUCAUUGAAAAAUUGGAAAAAACACAAGGUUUUAAAUAUUUUGGAAAAUACUGGAAAAUAACAAACUUGUGCCAGGCUAAUUUUAAAACGUGUUUAAAUACUAAUUUGUUUUUCAUGAACACAGUUGAGUGGUGGGAAAAAGAAAAAUAUAAUUAUCUUGAUUUACGAGCAUCAAUGUUUUAUUGGCAUGAAUAUUCAGCUAUUGAUUAUCACGUCUAAAUUAAU